Molecule: messenger RNA, 2136 nt
Organism: Corvus hawaiiensis (hawaiian crow)
Lineage: Eukaryota; Metazoa; Chordata; Aves; Passeriformes; Corvidae
Product: trypsin-like
Exons: 5
Coding region: 1281-2030 (249 amino acids)
Biological process (GO): proteolysis
Molecular function (GO): serine-type endopeptidase activity
Source: RefSeq, a predicted model, not a curated record
AUCCUUCUUUCUGUCACAGGAUAAAACAUGCUUGUAAGAAAGUGGUGCACUGAUGCCAGUUUAGAGGCCAACAGAAUUCAUGCACCCCCUUGGAGGAGUCACCGGCCUUGGACUUGUACUUUAUCAUGAAGAAAAAAUUGCAUCUGGACACUGACAAACUUGUGUAUCAAUCCUCCAGGCCUGCAAAAAAAUUAAUCAAGAAAUGGAGUAGGAAGAGUAUUCCUAUUUAGUCUCUCAAGCUAUUCCAGCAUCUCCAAACAAACGGCUUCUCUUUACUGUCUCUGGAGAGAAUCCUGUGUCUUUCAGGAGCUAACAUGAUGAAGUUGGCAGCUGCUUGGAAAAUGAAAAUGAUUAUUCAGCAAAGCAUUAAGCUUUAGUAAACUUUGCAUCAUGACAGAAAUCCCCACUCCUGCAGAGAGGGAUUUCAGAAGAUCUCACCAUUUGUGUUUGCAGGAUUAUUGCUCCUCUACAUUACAUUCAUAAACAUCAGCAUUAUACUGAAGUUCUUGUGUGGCAAAAAUUAGUCUCUGUAGAACAUUCCAAAGAUGAAUAAAAACAUGGUUUGGUACUUAGGCAGAUCUUUUCAUACAGGCUAGGAGAGAGAAAUUAGGAAAGGGAGAUGCUGAGCAUUGCCAUAUUGGAAUUAUUUAACUUGGGAAGCAAUGGGGGGCACAGGAUAGUUUUUCUAUCCUCCCUUUUGAAAUUACAAUGCAGGAAUUUGAUUUAGGAAAACACUGUGUUGCAUACGAUAAAAACACACAUUAGUCAAGAAAAGGAAUUUGCUGAAAUAAACUUAACAAAGUUAACCACUGGCUUUGCUGGCUUUUUUUUUUUUUCCAAUAAAUUCAUUGUAUCUUUCUGUCUACUACCUACAAUAUUCAGCUUCUGGUAAAAAUACGCAUUUUUUAGAAAGACACCAUCAGCACAGAGGAAUCUGAAAGAGGUUUGAGAGUUCUUCUCAACAGGUGCUGCGUAUAAGAAUCAGACAGACAAACAACUACACAUCUUCCAAAGCCAAAAUGUAUUUUUAGAUUGAAGGCUACCCUCUAGAAUAAUUUAAAAUAGCUCUCUAUCUUAGCAGAGGUUUAUGAUUAACAGGUAUGUUAUUUGUGCGUUCUACCAAUGCCUGUUAAUGCCCACAUUUGGAUCUUCAAAUUUUCCACUGUGUACUUUUUGUCUGGAGAAAACCUUGGACUAGAGAUAAGGCCAUUACCAAAAACGUAUUUCUAGCAGCUCCGACUUCCAGUUGGCCUGCCUGGGCUUGAGGUUGAAUCAAGACCAUGAAGUGCCUGCUGCUUCUCGCCUUUAUUGGGGUGGCUGUUGCCUUCCCCACCUUUGCUGAAGAUGAUGAUGACAAGAUUGUGGGAGGCUACACCUGUGCAGAGAACUCUGUGCCCUAUCAGGUGUCCCUGAAUUCUGGGUAUCACUUCUGUGGAGGCUCCCUCAUCAGCAGCCAGUGGGUCGUGUCAGCUGCUCACUGCUACAAAUCUCGCAUCCAAGUGCAGCUCGGGAAACACAACCUGGCUCUCACAGAAUCCACACAGCAGUUUAUCAACUCUGCUAAAGUCAUCCGCAACCCUGGCUACAGUGCCUACACCCUGGACAAUGACAUCAUGCUCAUCAAGCUGGCCACCCCAGCCCAGCUCACCAAAGCUGUCCAGACAAUUCCUCUGCCAACCAGCUGCGUGGCCACCGGCACCACCUGCCUGAUCUCUGGCUGGGGCAACACUCUCAGCAGUGGCACUAACUACCCAGACACCUUGCAGUGCCUGAAGGCUCCGGUCCUCUCCGCCGCCGACUGCUCUGAUUCCUACCCUGGGCAAAUUACCAAGAACAUGAUGUGUGUAGGAUUCCUGGAGGGAGGAAAAGACUCCUGCCAGGGAGAUUCCGGCGGUCCCGUGGUCUGCAAUGGAGAGCUCCAGGGCAUUGUUUCCUGGGGUAUCGGAUGUGCCCAGAGGGGCUAUCCUGGAGUUUACACCAAGGUUUGCAACUACGUCUCCUGGAUCCAGUCCACCAUAGCUGCCAACUGAGACACUCCUUUGGUGUGACCUGUAUUUUCUCAUCAUCAUUUCUGCUCUUUUGGGUCUGGACAAGCAAAAAUUAUGAAAAACUAAUAAAGACUUUCAGGCACCCCUA